ACAGCAUCUGUAGACAUGUAUCGCUAUCUAUCUCAACGUCAGAAAAAAACCCUGAUUUUUGUCCUUCUUUUAAGAAGGAGGAGGAUGGCAGUGAAAAAAAAGAGGAGGGUGUGGGUGCAUGAAACUCUCAGGUCUAGGGAACACCUCGGAGAGUUUAGAUUAGUGAAAGAGCUCCGUCUCCACGAUGAUCGGUUUCAAAAUUAUUUUAGGCUUAGCAGGGAGCAGUUCGACCUUGUGCUUAUGAGAGUUGGGCCGGUGGUGUACAGAAUGAAGACAAAUUUCCGGGACCCUAUUUCUGCAACACAGCGCCUGGCAAUUUGUCUGAGGUACCUGGCAACUGGUGACUCUUACACCACCAUUGCUUCCAGUUACCGAGUGGGCAUCUCCACAGUGGCAAACAUUGUCCGAGAGGUCUCCAAGGCCAUUUGGGACAGCCUGGUGGAAGACUUCAUGCCAGUUCCAAAGGCUGCCCAAUGGAGGGAAAUUGCUCAGGGCUACAUGGAGACAUGGCAGUUUCCCAACUGUGUGGGAGCAAUAGAUGGGAAGCAUGUAGUUAUGCGGGCCCCCAAUAAUUCUGGAUCCCAAUAUUACAACUACAAGGGAGCUUUCUCCAUUGUGCUGCUGGCAGUUGUGGAUGCCCGGUACCUGUUUAGGGUUGUUGAUAUUGGUGCAUUCGGGCGGAACAGUGAUGGAGGGACCCUGGCUGCAUCUGCAUUUGGAGAGACCCUCAGGGAAGCCAGGCUGGAUCUCCCAGAAGACAUGCUCAUUCCUGGUGCUGAACACCUGGGGACAAUGCCCCAUGUCUUUGUGGGAGAUGAGGCAUUCCCCCUCAGGAGGAAUUUGCUUAGGCCCUAUCCUGGCAGAAACCUCUCCCUUCGUAGGAGAAUAUUUAACUACCGCCUCUCACGUGCAAGAAGAGUAGUGGAAAACGCCUUUGGUAUCCUGACUGCACAGUGGAGGAUCUACCAAAGAGUGAUUGGGGUGAGCCCUGAAAUUGUAGAUGCCAUUGUUAAAGCAACAGUGGUUCUGCACAACCUUCAAAGAUGGAACACCCCAGUAGAACCUCCUGGCUCAUCAGAAGAUGCCCCAGCUCUGCAACCUGCAAGGAGGGUGGGCACUAAUAAUGCCACACAGGAAGCCAUUGCUAGCCGGGAGGCCUUCACCACCUACUUCUGCUCGGCUGCUGGCGCGAUGCCCUGGGACCCCGAGGCCUGAUGUCAAUGCAACCCACACCUGCUGCUGUGCUUAUUACCAAUAAAAGGCUCUUUUAAGAGCCACUUCCUUAUUCAUAAAAAAGCAUUUUUUUAUUUGCAUUCAAUGAUAUCUACCCAUCCAAGUAAGUAUGUAAAGUAUAGGUUAUAUUGAACUCUAAACUUAAGUCAUUCCUUCAAAUACCACAAAGACUAUAUAGUUAUUAACUCAUGUAACAUUUAU
Astyanax mexicanus (Mexican tetra) is the source of this 1434-nucleotide messenger RNA. RefSeq lists its product as uncharacterized. The record is from RefSeq and is a predicted model, not a curated record. NCBI's taxonomy places the organism in Eukaryota, Metazoa, Chordata, Actinopteri, Characiformes, Acestrorhamphidae. The transcript is spliced from 3 exons. Bases 16 to 1215 code for a protein of 399 amino acids.